AUGCUCACGCUGAGCCCGGCUGCGUUGGACCUCAUCUCACGAGCAUCACCCUUCUUGGAUGUUUCCGUCCUCUCUUGCCGCACGACGACCGUCGGGCCUCUCACCUCUUCUUCUGGGCGCGCUUUGUUCGUGACAUACAGGAUUGCGGAGGCAAAGGAAGACAGGGGGGAGAUCGUCGUGCGCAAUCCGCGCGCCGAUGCGCGGGAGCCCCCCAAAAGCUUCUUCUUCGAUGCCGUUUUUGGCGACCGGUCUGCUCAGGAGCGGGUUUAUGAGGUCUGCGGGGCGCCUCUGGUGGAGUCGGUCUUGCAAGGAUACAACGGAACGAUCUUCGCGUACGGCCAGACUGGCGCCGGCAAGACUCACACCAUGGAAGGAUAUCCCGACCCGCCGGAGCUCAGGGGAAUAAUCCCUAAAUCCUUCGAGCACAUCUUCGACAAGAUAGCCCUCGCGGACAACGUGCAGUACCUCGUGCGGGCGAGCUACCUCGAGAUCUACAACGAAGAGAUCCGAGAUCUGUUGUCGAAGGACCCCAAGGAUAAGCUCGAGCUGAAGGAGAACGUGGACAGCGGAGUUUACGUGAAAGACCUCACGACUUUCGUGGUUAAGAGCGCGAUGGAAAUAGACCACGUCAUGCAGGCCGGCAAGAAGAAUCGAUCGGUGGGGUCGACGAUGAUGAACCUCACCUCUUCGAGAAGCCACUCCAUCUUCUGCAUCGUCGUGGAGUGCAGCCAGAGCGACGAUCGCGGGGACCACAUCCGUGUUGGCAAGCUCAACCUCGUAGACUUGGCGGGUUCCGAGCGGCAGAGCAAGACGGGCGCGACGGGGGACAGGCUGAAAGAGGCGAACAAGAUCAACUUGUCCCUAUCAGCCCUAGGGAACGUCAUCAGCGCACUCGUGGACGGGAGGUCGCUCCACAUUCCGUAUCGAGAUUCCAAGCUGACGCGGCUACUGCAGGACAGGUACGCUAACCGUGCCAAGAACAUCAAGAACAAGCCAAAAAUCAACGAAGACCCCAAGGAUGCCAUGCUGCGAGAGUUCCAGGAGGAGAUCCAGCGACUCAAAGACCAGCUGGCUGGGCAAGGCGGUACCGUGGACGGAGACGGAGAAUCCGGGCAGGUCAUCGGAUCGCUCGGAGGCGGCCAGGGGGCCAAGGUCGUGGGGGUGAGCGAGGAGGAACUGACCAAGUUGCAGGAUGACGCCGAUCGCAGAGAAAAGCAGCUCAAGCAGCAGGCUGCCGAAGACAUGAAGAAGCUCCUCGACGCCCACGCGAAGACCGCAGACGAACGGCAGGCCCUGAGCGAGAGGCUCGAGAGCGAGGCGGUAGAGAGGCGCAAGAUAGAGAAGACCAAGGGGAUGCUCCUGGGCAAGCUUCAGGCCAUGGAGGCCAAGCUCAUCCAGGCAAGCAAGUAG
This is a messenger RNA of Ectocarpus sp. CCAP 1310/34, 1410 nucleotides long. The record is from the annotation of a GenBank genome assembly. NCBI's taxonomy places the organism in Eukaryota, Phaeophyceae, Ectocarpales, Ectocarpaceae.